Molecule: messenger RNA, 519 nt
Organism: Entelurus aequoreus (snake pipefish)
Lineage: Eukaryota; Metazoa; Chordata; Actinopteri; Syngnathiformes; Syngnathidae
Product: histone H4
Exons: 1
Coding region: 25-336 (103 amino acids)
Biological process (GO): nucleosome assembly
Cellular component (GO): nucleosome
Molecular function (GO): protein heterodimerization activity; DNA binding; structural constituent of chromatin
Source: RefSeq, a predicted model, not a curated record
GAAGCAACUCGGGCAACUCUUAAAAUGUCUGGAAGAGGCAAAGGAGGCAAAGGUCUUGGAAAAGGAGGUGCAAAGCGUCACCGCAAAGUUCUCCGUGAUAACAUCCAGGGUAUCACCAAGCCUGCAAUCCGUCGUCUGGCUCGCCGUGGAGGGGUCAAGCGUAUCUCUGGUUUGAUCUAUGAGGAGACUCGUGGUGUGUUGAAAGUAUUCCUGGAGAACGUCAUCCGUGAUGCUGUCACCUACACCGAGCAUGCCAAGAGGAAGACCGUGACUGCCAUGGAUGUGGUCUAUGCCCUCAAGAGACAAGGCCGUACUCUGUAUGGCUUCGGAGGCUAAACAUUUCACUCAACCUUACAAACACAAAGGUCCUUUUAAGGACCACACACUCGUUCUACUGAGAAUGUUCCUUUCAAUGACUUACAACUGCUAUACUAUUGUAUUUGAUUACUAUUUUGCAGUAUAUUUAGUUAUGCACCACAUAGUAACACAAAGCAAAUGUGAUUUAUAAAGACCUUAAAA